AUGGGGGACCACUUUGAGAAGGGCCAGCACGCUCUGCUCAAUGAAGGAGAAGAGAAUGAGAUGGAGAUAUUUGGCUACCGGACUCAAGGCUGCCGGAAAACCCUCUGUCUUGCUGGAUCCAUCUUCUCAUUUGGGAUUCUCCCCUUGGUGUUUUACUGGAGACCCGCUUGGCAUGUGUGGGCAAAUUGUGUCCCAUGUUCCUUGCAAGAGGCAGACGUCGUGUUGCUGAGGACAACAGAUGAAUUCCAAACUUACUCAUGGAAAAAGGUAAUGUGGAUCUACCUGUCAUCAUUAAACAGAGAGUUUGGUGUCACUCCUGACCACACUCUCAUUACAGAUGAGGAGUACAUCAUAAAUAGAGCCAUCAGAAAGCCAGACCUAAAGGUGAGAUGCAUAAAAGUGCAGAAAAUAAGGUAUGUUUGGAACAACUUAGAAGGACAGUUCCAGAAAAUUGGCUGUUUGGAAGACUGGCUCAGUUCUACCAAGAUACAUCUAAAAUUUGGAUCAGGUCUAACAAGAGAAGAACAAGAGAUUAGGAGGUUAAUAUGUGGGCCUAACACUAUCGAUGUUGAAAUCACACCAAUUUGGAAACUACUCAUCAAGGAGGUUUUAAAUCCAUUUUACAUAUUUCAACUCUUCAGUGUCUGUUUGUGGUUUAGCGAAGACUAUAAGGAAUAUGCUUUUGCCAUCAUAAUCAUGUCCAUCAUGUCCGUAGCUUUGACGGUAUAUGAUCUCAGAGAGCAAUCUGUAAAACUCCACCAUCUAGUUGAGUCACAUAAUAGCAUUACAGUCUCUGUAUGUGGGAGAAAAGCUGGAGUCCAAGAGCUGGAAUCACGCUUCCUGGUACCUGGAGAUCUAUUAGUUUUGACAGCGAACAAAGUGCAAAUGCCAUGUGAUGCCAUCCUGAUUGAUGGCAGCUGUGUGGUAGAUGAAGGCAUGCUGACAGGAGAAAGUAUUCCAGUGACUAAAACUCCAUUACCCAAGACGGAGAGCUCUGAGCCCUGGAAAACACAGAGUGAAGCAGACUAUAAAUGGCAUGUCCUCUUCUGUGGGACAGAGAUUAUCCAAGCCAGGGGAGCCUGUUCUGGGACCGUGAGAGCGGUGGUGCUGCAGACUGGAUUCAACACUGCAAAAGGGGACCUCGUGAGAUCCAUUCUUUACCCAAAGCCAAUGAAUUUUAAGCUCUACAGGGACGCCAUCAGGUUCCUCUUGUGCCUUGUAGGGACAGCAGCGAUUGGGAUGAUCUAUACUUUGUGCAUCUAUGUGCUCAGUGGGGAUCCUCCUGAGGAGGUGGUGAAGAAAGCUCUGGAUGUCAUCACAAUUGCAGUUCCUCCUGCUCUGCCCGCUGCUUUGACCACGGGCAUUAUCUAUGCCCAGAGGAGGCUGAAGAAGAGAGGCAUCUUUUGCAUCAGCCCCCAGAGGAUCAAUGUAUGUGGACAAUUAAACCUUGUCUGCUUUGACAAGACAGGCACCUUAACAAGGGAAGGUUUGGAUCUCUGGGGAGUCGUGCCUUGCGAUAGGAGUGGCUUCCAGGAGAUCCACAGCUUUGCUUCGGGCAGGUCUUUGCCAUGGGGCCCGCUGUGUGCAGCCAUGGCCACCUGCCACUCUCUGAUUCUUCUCGAUGGGACCAUCCAGGGAGAUCCUCUGGAUCUCAAGAUGUUUGAAGCUACCACCUGGGAGAUGGCUCUUUCUGGGGACGAUUUCCACACCAAGGGAGUGCCGGCACAUGCCAUGGUAGUUAAGCCCUGCAAAACAGCCAGCCAGGUCCCAGUGGAAGGAAUUGCUAUCCUGCGUCAGUUCCCAUUCUCAUCAGCAUUGCAGAGGAUGACAGUCAUUGCCCAAGAGAUGGGGGGUGACCGGCUGGCAUUCAUGAAAGGUGCACCAGAAAGGGUGGCCAGUUUUUGCCAACCUGAGACAGUACCAACUAGUUUUGUUAGCGAACUUCAGAGUUAUACAACACAGGGCUUCCGGGUCAUAGCACUGGCCUACAAGAAGCUGGAAAUGAAUCAUCACAGCACUGCCUUGACAAGGGACAAAGUAGAAUCAGACCUGAUAUUUCUGGGAUUGCUAAUCUUGGAGAAUCGGUUGAAGGACGAGACAAAACCUGUUCUGGAAGAGCUCAUCUCAGCCCGGAUAAGAACUGUAAUGGUCACAGGUGACAAUCUUCAGACUGCAAUAACAGUGGCCAGGAAGUCUGGAAUGGUUUCUGAAAGCCAAAAAGUCAUUCUUAUUGAAGCAAAUGAAACCACUGGGUCCCCAUCAGCAUCUAUAACUUGGAAAUUAGUAGAAGAAAAGAAACACAUUGGAUAUAGCAAUCAGGAUAAUUACAUUAAUAUCAGGGAAGAGGUCUCUGAUAAUGGCAGAGAAGGAAGUUACCAUUUUGCCUUAAGUGGAAAAUCUUUUCAAGUUAUAAGUCAACAUUUCAGCAGCCUACUGCCAAAGAUACUGAUCAAUGGGACCAUCUUUGCAAGAAUGUCUCCUGGGCAGAAAUCCAGUCUGGUGGAAGAAUUUCAGAAACUGGAUUACUUUGUAGGUAUGUGCGGUGAUGGGGCCAAUGACUGUGGGGCUUUGAAAAUGGCUCAUGUGGGCAUCUCUUUAUCAGAGCAGGAGGCAUCUGUGGCCUCACCUUUCACUUCGAAAACUCCAAACAUUGAGUGUGUACCUCACCUUAUCAAGGAAGGACGUGCAGCUCUGGUUACCUCAUUUUGCAUGUUUAAGUACAUGGCUCUGUACAGCAUGAUUCAGUAUGUUGGUGUUCUGCUGCUCUACUGGGAGACAAACAGCCUUUCAAAUUACCAGUUUCUGUUCCAGGAUCUGGCCAUCACAACUCUUAUUGGCAUAACAAUGAACUUGAAUGGUGCCUACCCCAAGCUGGUGCCUUUCAGGCCUGCAGGACGGCUGAUCUCCCCACCUCUGCUGCUCUCUGUGAUUUUCAACAUUCUUCUCAGCCUGGCUAUGCACAUUGUGGGCUUCAUUCUGGUUCAGAGGCAGCCUUGGUAUUCCAUGGAGAUGCACAGUGUCUGCACACUGCAAAAUGAAAGCAUCUCAAAGUUAAUCAUUUCUCCAACUGCUCCAGAAAAAAUUGGAAAUAAUGGUGCCUUCAUAAGCUUUGAGAACACUACCAUAUGGUUCUUGGGAACAAUCAACUGUAUCAUUGUGGCUCUUAUUUUCUCUAAAGGAAAACCAUUUAGGCAGCCCAUCUAUACAAACUAUAUAUUUGUCCUUGUGCUGGUCAUACAGCUGAGUGUGUGUCUCUUCAUCCUAUUUGCUGAUAUUCCAGAAUUAUAUAGGCGUUUGGACCUGCUCUGCACUCCUAUUCUGUGGAGGGUCUACAUCAUCAUUAUGCUCAGUUCCAAUUUCAUUGUGUCCCUUGUUGUGGAGGAGGCCAUCAUUGAAAAUCGAGCCCUGUGGAUGACAUUCAAAAGGUGUUUUGGCUAUCAAUCAAAAAGUCAGUAUCGGAUAUGGCAGAGGGCCUUGGCAAAUGACCCUAGUUGGCCACUGCUAAACCAAACAUCCUACUCUGACAUGCCAGGGUGUGGAAGGGGAGUGUCUUACAGCAAUCCGGUGUUUGAGAGCAAUGAAGAACAUCUCUGA
Messenger RNA from Neomonachus schauinslandi (Hawaiian monk seal), 3594 nucleotides. RefSeq names its product ATPase 13A4 (gene ATP13A4). Gene Ontology annotation, molecular function: P-type ion transporter activity; ATP binding; ATP hydrolysis activity. Lineage: Eukaryota; Metazoa; Chordata; Mammalia; Carnivora; Phocidae. The transcript is spliced from 30 exons. The record is from RefSeq and is a predicted model, not a curated record. Gene Ontology annotation, cellular component: late endosome membrane. Bases 1 to 3594 code for a protein of 1197 amino acids. Gene Ontology annotation, biological process: intracellular calcium ion homeostasis; polyamine transmembrane transport.